UGAAUCAUAUCCCGAGAACACCAUAUUAUCAAUCGAACGAGCAAUAGCUGAUGGUGCCGACGCCGUUGAAUUCGACAUACAAUUAACACUGGAUGGUGAGGUAAUCAUUCUACAUGAUGCAUCAUUGGAUCGUACGACAACGGGUGAGGGCAAAGUGUCGACCAAAAAUUUCCAUGGGUACAUCGAAUUCUUGACCACCAAGAAACCGCCUCACUGUAAAAUUCCCAGGUUUCAAGACAUUUUGGACCUCCUGUUGAAACCAGAAAAUUCCAGUGUUUGGGCGGUGAUUGAUGUGAAAAUUGAUAACUCUCCGGAAGUUCUGAUAGCGCUUUCAACCAUUCUAAAAAAUUAUGGUGAUUUAAAGGAUUUUAAGAGUAGAUUUAACCUAGGGAUCUGGCACCCAAAAUUUAUGCCGAUUGCUAGACAUUAUCUAUCCGAAUUACCCAUUGUACACAUUGGUUGUUCGGUGAAUGUCGCUAGAAGAUAUUUUUCGGACGUCGAUGGUUACAACAUGCUGUUUAUCUCGUUGUGCAAUUACGGUGGCAAAAAAUUCAUUGAAGAAGCCCAUGGACAAUUUAAACCGGUGUUCACUUGGACCGUCAAUAGGGAAGACCACGCGAAAAACUGUCAUGAUUGUGGAGUCGAUGCUAUAAUGACCGACAAACCGAAAUAUUUUUUGAGCUAUUUUGAAUCCGAUACCAACAAUAAUGCAAAUAGAUGGAAUAUCCACAUGAAGCUCCUUAUACCGACUAUUACCACCAAGGCUCCGCAACAGAGAUCCCCCGCUCAUCCCCAGCUAGCGUCUUAUCAAGGGCACAAUGAACAAUAUCCUUAUCCUCCUGCACACGUUCAAAAUUCCGAAAAUACCGACUUCCGAAGGCAGAAUCACAUUUCUCCCGAACAUGUCGUGAAUUUUGACCGUGAAAAGAUUGAAAGAAGAAGGUCCGCCCGUCACGUCGAACUCACUCGUGGAAAUCUGGUGUUGGACUGUCCCGUGCCAGAUAGGGUACUUCGCAACGUCAAUUACACUACCGGUGAUGAAUUCACCACCAUGAGGUACACUGCCGCGACUUGUGAUCCAGAUGAUUUCGUCGGAAACAAUUAUCUUCUGCGACCCUACAUUUAUGCUCGAAAAGUCGAACUCAUGAUCGUCAUGACGAUGUAUAAUGAGGAUGAUAAGCUUUUUCUUAAGACAAUGUCAUCCGUAAUUAAAAAUAUCGCUUUUCUUUGCACCCGAGAAAGAUCCAAGACUUGGGGCCACGACGGUUGGCAAAAGGUGGUCGUGGUGAUCGUGUCCGAUGGUCGCAACAAAAUUCACCCACGCGUUUUAAAAGUACUUGGAGCAAUGGGGGUUUAUCAAGAUGAUAUUAUGCAGAACAAUGUUGAUGGAAAACCUGUCACCGCACAUCUCUUUGAAUACACUUCCCAAUUGAGAGUCGACCACGAUUACAACGUCCGCGGCCUGGACAAGCAUGUUCCUCCUGUUCAGAUCUUGUUCUGCCUAAAAGAGAAGAAUGCCAAGAAGUUAAACUCUCAUCGUUGGUUUUUUAAUGCUUUUGCCACACAGUUAAAUCCAAAUGUCUGCGUGUUGCUCGAUGUUGGCACCAAGCCGUCCGACACUUCCAUCUAUCACUUGUGGAAAGCCUUUGAUCGUGAUCCUUCGAUCGGCGGCGCUUGUGGUGAAAUUAAAGCCGAGCUCGGAAAAGGAUGGAUGAACCUUGUCAACCCUUUGGUGGCUUCGCAAAAUUUUGAAUACAAGAUGUCCAAUAUCUUGGACAAACCUUUGGAAUCGGUGUUCGGUUAUAUUUCCGUGUUGCCCGGGGCCUUCUCGGCCUAUCGAUACAAAGCUCUACAGAAUGGCCCGACAGGCAGAGGUCCGUUGGCUUCAUACUUCAAGGGUGAAACCAUGCAUGGCGCUGGUGCCCAGGCUGGUAUCUUUGAAUCAAACAUGUACCUGGCCGAAGAUCGUAUUCUAUGUUUCGAACUCGUGGUCAAGAAGAAUCAAGCUUGGAAACUGAAAUACAGUGCAAAGGCAGAAACCGACGUGCCGGAUAAUGUACCGGAAUUCAUUUCUCAGCGACGUCGUUGGUUGAACGGAUCAUUCUUUGCUGCCUUCUAUUCGAUUGCGAACUUUUUGCGAAUUUGGACUUCUGGACAACCAUUAUAUCGCAAGCUUUUGUUACAAGUUGAAUUCUUAUAUAACGCCAUCCAAUUAUUCUUUAACUGGUUUUCCCUGGUAAGAACGAGGUUCCUGGUUGCACACGUCAUAACCUACUACCUUAUUUUGUCUCAUUCCGUUCUUUCGAUCCUAGGGUAA
Messenger RNA from Acaulospora colombiana, 2317 nucleotides. The record is from the annotation of a GenBank genome assembly. Lineage: Eukaryota; Fungi; Glomeromycota; Glomeromycetes; Diversisporales; Acaulosporaceae.